This is a messenger RNA of Anopheles coustani, 4020 nucleotides long. Its product is annotated as phospholipid-transporting ATPase IF. Bases 1 to 4020 code for a protein of 1339 amino acids. Gene Ontology annotation, molecular function: ATP binding; ATPase-coupled intramembrane lipid carrier activity; ATP hydrolysis activity. Lineage: Eukaryota; Metazoa; Arthropoda; Insecta; Diptera; Culicidae. Gene Ontology annotation, biological process: phospholipid translocation. Gene Ontology annotation, cellular component: trans-Golgi network; plasma membrane; endoplasmic reticulum. The record is from RefSeq and is a predicted model, not a curated record. The transcript has 7 exons.
AUGUCCCUAUGCCCGAAAAAGGUGGAUAAUCCGGAUUCUACUGUAUUAGUAUCGUGCGGGAAUCGGGUGUCACAGGAGGCGGACUCCUUGAGUGUGAAGGUGGGCCGCGACAGCCAGGAGAAGAAGGAGAAGAAUUCGAACGAAUCCAACCGCAUCAAGUCGACCAAAUACACGCUGCUCACCUUCCUGCCCAUGAACCUUUUCGAGCAGUUCCGGCGAGUGGCGAAUAUGUACUUUCUCAUCAUGACGGUUAUAUCGAUAGUGAUAGAUAGUCCCGUGUCUCCGCUGACCUCACUGGUGCCGCUGGUGUUUGUGAUAGCGGUGACGGCGGCGAAGCAGGGGUACGAAAACUUCCUCCGGUAUCGGGCGGACAAUAUGGUGAACUUUUCGCCGGUGACGGUGAUCCGUAGCGGGGUGGCGGAGGACAUCCGGUGCCAGGACAUCAAGCGGGGUGACAUCGUGAUGAUGACGCGCGACUGCGACAUUCCGUGCGAUGUGGUGCUACUGCAGAGCUCGGACGAGAACGACCGGUGCUACGUGACGACGGCGAACCUGGACGGCGAGACCAACCUGAAGACGAUGAGCGUGCCGAAGGGUGUGCCGAAGGUGCCGAUGGAGCGGCUGCAUACGAUCGGGCGCAUCGAGUACGAGCUGCCGCACACCAACCUGUACAGCUUCAAGGGGCGAAUCGAGCUGGCCGACUGUCAUCUGGCGGCCGGCGAACACAGCCUGCUGCCGCUGAUGACGGAGAACCUGCUGUUGCGCGGGUCGCGCAUCAAGAACACCGAGUGGGCGAUCGGGUGCGCGGUGUACACCGGCCAGCAGACCAAGCUGGCACUCAACAGCAAGAUGACGACGAACAAGAUGAGCUCGAGCGAGCGGUACAUCAACAAGUACCUGGUGUUUUUCCUCGUGCUGCUGGUGGCCAUCGUCACCGUGAGCUACUUCCUGAAGCGCUACAACGACCGCUACCGGCAGGAGCACAACGCCUACCUGGGCGAGAUACUGUCCAACUACCGCGUGUCGCAGUUCCUGCAGGACUACUUUUCCUUUCUCAUCCUGUUCAACUACCUCAUCCCGAUCUCGCUGUACGUGACGAUCGAGAUGGCCAAGUUCCUCGGCGGCUUCUACCUCGAGUGGGACCUGGAGAUGUACGACGAGGAGACGGACCAGCAGUGCAUCGUCAACACGUCCGACAUCAACGAGGAGCUCGGCCAGGUGUCGCUGCUGUUCUCCGACAAAACCGGCACGCUCACGAAGAACGUGAUGAUCUUCCAGCAGUGCUCGAUUAACGGGCGCCAGUACGAGCAGAAGGGACGCCGCCUGCAGGAGAGCGGCCGCCGGUACGCGCUCAAAAUCAACGAGCUCUCCAAGCACGUGUACAACUUCUUCCAAGCACUAGCUGUUUGCCACACGGUGCAGGUGGCCGGCGAUUACACCAAAGAGGCAGACGAGCUGCUGCCGCCAGCCACUCCACUGCAGUCGAACAUGGACGAUCGCCUACCGAUGGAAACCAUGAGCAUAUCCGAGGAAGAGAUAGUACAACCACCUCAGGAUGGCUCGCUCCAUCGAACGGGCGAGUUGAAUGACGAGUGCGAUCGCAUACCGACGACACCCGUACGGCGUCAUCCUGUGUCGUUGUUCGAGGGCAAGAAUCGUAUCGUUCCGGUCGAGCACAUCGAUCCGCUCGCAUCGGACACGGAAGUACGAAGGCCCCUGCGACCGAUCAGCCUGGUUGAGCCGGGCAGCGUCGAGACCUCCUUCACACUGGAGCACGCUGGCGGUGGCGGCGGUGGCGGUGGUAGCAACGGGAACCUUGCUAUACCACCGCAGCUCGAGCUGAAGCGAACCACCUCGGCGUACGAGGAGAAACCGGCGCCACCCGGCGGGCAGGAUCUGAAGAAGAUCGGACAUCGGCGCACCCAGUCGCACAUCCCGCCCGGCAUGGGCCGCCCCGCCAGCUACCUGAUGGCCGUGAACGGACCGAUGGCGGGCCGGCCGGUAGUCACCCUGCGCCGCAACCGAGGCUCCUACGUGUCACGCUCGGUGCGCGAAUCGUACGCCGCACCGGCCUACAACGAAGCCUCCGUCAUCCAACGCCAAGAGUCUCAGGUGAAGCGGCAGGAGAUCGACAACUUCAUCCAGAAAAUGGACUACCAAGCGUCGAGCCCGGACGAGAAGGCGUUGGUCGAAGCGUGCGCACGGAUGGGGCUCGUCUACGUCGGGGAAGACGGCGACCGGAUGAACAUUAAGCUGCGCGCGUCGUGCGUGAAGGCGGACGUGCGCUCGCGGAUCGGUGAAAUCCCCGUGGAGGAGCUGGUGCAGUACGAGCGGUUGGCGGUGCUGGAGUUCAGCUCCGACCGCAAGCGCAUGAGCAUCAUCGUGCGUGACUCCGGCGGUCAGAUCUGGCUGUACACGAAGGGCGCCGAGAGCCACGUGCUGCCGCUGUGCGCCCCCUCGCCGUUGAUCGAAACCACCCAGCGGCAUAUCAACGAGUUCGCGAAGCUUGGCCUCCGAACGCUGGCGAUCGCGCGGCGCCGGCUGACCGUGCAGGAGUUCCACGCGUUCAACGACGAGCUGAUCGAGGCGAGCAGCUCGCUGACGGACCGGACGGCCAAGAUCGAGGAGUGCCAGCGCAAGAUCGAGACGCAGCUGGAGCUGCUCGGCGCGACGGCGGUCGAGGACGCGCUGCAGGACAACGUGCGCGACACGCUGCAGUCGCUGGGCAAGGCGGGCAUCAAGAUCUGGGUGCUGACAGGGGACAAGGUCGAGACGGCGCUCAACAUCGCGCUCAGCUGCGGCCACAUCCCGGACGGGGCGGCGCGCUACUUCAUCACCGACUGCACCACGGUGGAGCAGGUCCAGCAGCACCUCGACACGCUCUCGCUGGAGAUGUUCCGGCAGCGCGGGACCACCUUCGCGCUGCUCAUCGACGGCGGCAGCCUCACGAUCGCGCUCGAGUCGCUCAAGGAGCAGUUCCGCGACGUCAGCAUCCGGUGCCACGCGGUCCUCUGCUGCCGACUCAGCCCGCUGCAGAAGUGCGAGGUGGUGCAGCUGAUGAAGACGGUCGACACCGCGCCGGUGACGGCGGCCAUCGGCGACGGCGCCAACGACGUCUCGAUGAUACAGGAGGCGCACGUCGGUCUGGGGAUUGUGGGGCGCGAGGGACGCCAAGCCGCCCGCUGCGCCGACUACGCGUUCGCCAAGUUCUGCAUGCUCAAGAAGCUGCUGCUCGUGCACGGCCACUUCUUCAGCACACGCCUCGCCGUGCUGGUGCUGUACUUCUUCUAUAAAAAUCUGGUCUUCAUGGGCGUGCAGCUGUACUUCCAGAUCCACAGCAUGUUCUCCAACCAGUCCGUGUACGACUCGGUCUUUCUCACGCUGUACAACGUCGUCUACACGGCCGUGCCGGUGCUGGUGCUCGCCCUCACCGAGAAACCGUACCAGGAGCAAACGCUUAUGAAAAACCCGCAGCUGUACCAGAGCGUCGCCGGGAACAAGCAGUACGCGUGGAAGUACUUCAUCGGCUGGAUGAUACUGGGCAUCUACCACUUCUCGGUGAUCUACUUCUUCACGUACGCCGUGUGGACCAUCAACCCGGCCGUCUACUCGUACUGGCCGUCGACGGUCAGCUUCGCCUGCUACGGCACCAUCCUGAUCCACAACGUGGUGGUGCUCGUCAACCUGAAGCUGCUGCUCGAGGCGAUCUACAAGUCGUACAUCUUCAUCGCCACGGUGCUGCUGUCGAUUUUCGCCUUCAUGGGCUCGACCUUCGUCUACAACCUGCUACACAUCAACUACGACGGCUCGAUGCUGCAAGUGUACAACAACCUCCUCUCGUCGAUGUCGUUCUGGCUGCUCAGCAUUGUGAUACUGAUAGCAGGCUUCCUGCCGGACAUGACACUGCUCGCGAUCCGGGCCAUCGGCGUGAAGCUCGGGCACAUCUUCCCCGGCGGGGCCAAGUAUCGGCGCGCGCUGUUCCAGUGGCGCGACGACCGCCUCCAGAGCACGGACCUGUAG